Messenger RNA from Rattus rattus (black rat), 1730 nucleotides. RefSeq names its product cholinergic receptor nicotinic delta subunit (gene Chrnd). The transcript has 12 exons. NCBI's taxonomy places the organism in Eukaryota, Metazoa, Chordata, Mammalia, Rodentia, Muridae. The coding region runs from base 1 to 1563 and encodes 520 amino acids. The record is from RefSeq and is a predicted model, not a curated record. Gene Ontology annotation, biological process: nervous system process; chemical synaptic transmission; regulation of membrane potential. Gene Ontology annotation, molecular function: transmembrane signaling receptor activity; acetylcholine-gated monoatomic cation-selective channel activity. Gene Ontology annotation, cellular component: synapse; neuron projection; postsynaptic membrane.
AUGGCAGGGCCUGUGCCCACACUGGGGCUGCUGGCUGCCCUUGUUGUGUGUGCCCUCCCAGGCAGCUGGGGCCUGAAUGAGGAACAAAGGCUGAUCCAGCACCUGUUCGAGGAAAAAGGCUACAACAAAGAACUUCGGCCGGUGGCUCGAAAGGAGGACACAGUGGAUGUCGCCCUAAGUCUGACCCUCUCCAACCUCAUCUCCCUGAAAGAAGUGGAGGAGACCCUCACCACCAACGUGUGGAUAGAUCACGCAUGGAUAGACAGCCGGCUACAGUGGAAUGCCAACGAGUUUGGGAACAUCACCAUCCUGCGCCUGCCCUCUGACAUGGUGUGGCUACCAGAAAUUGUACUGGAGAACAACAAUGACGGCUCAUUCCAGAUUUCUUACGCCUGCAAUGUGCUUGUUUCUGACUCGGGCCAUGUGACCUGGCUGCCACCCGCCAUCUUCCGCUCCUCCUGCUCCAUCUCGGUCACCUACUUCCCUUUCGAUUGGCAGAACUGCUCCCUCAAAUUCAGUUCACUCAAGUAUACAGCCAAGGAGAUCACACUUAGCCUGAAGCAGGAGGAGGAAGAUAACCGCAGUUACCCCAUCGAGUGGAUCAUCAUUGACCCUGAGGGUUUCACAGAGAACGGUGAGUGGGAAAUAGUGCACCGGGCAGCCAAGGUCAACGUGGACCCCAGUGUCCCAAUGGACAGCACCAACCACCAAGACGUCACCUUCUACCUCAUCAUCCGCCGCAAGCCGCUCUUCUACAUCAUCAACAUCCUGGUACCCUGCGUGCUCAUCUCCUUCAUGAUCAACCUGGUCUUCUACCUGCCAGGCGACUGUGGAGAGAAGACCUCAGUGGCCAUCUCAGUGCUCCUGGCCCAAUCUGUCUUCCUGUUGCUUAUCUCCAAGAGGCUGCCAGCCACAUCCAUGGCCAUUCCCUUGGUAGGCAAGUUCCUGCUUUUCGGCAUGGUGCUGGUCACCAUGGUUGUGGUGAUCUGCGUCAUCGUGCUCAACAUCCACUUCCGAACACCCAGCACGCACGUGCUGUCUGAGGGAGUCAAGAAGUUCUUCCUGGAGACCCUGCCCAAGCUCCUGCACAUGUCCCGCCCAGAAGAGGAAGACCCGGGCCCCAGGGCUCUCAUCCGGAGGACCAGCUCUCUGGGAUACAUCUCCAAGGCAGAGGAGUACUUCUCACUUAAGUCCCGCAGUGACCUCAUGUUUGAGAAGCAAUCAGAGCGGCAUGGGCUGGCCCGGCGCCUCACCACAGCCCGCAAGCCACCAGCAAGCUCUGAGCAGGUCCAACAGGAGCUUUUCAAUGAGAUGAAGCCAGCCGUGGAUGGGGCGAACUUCAUCGUCAACCACAUGAGGGACCAGAACAGUUACAAUGAGGAGAAGGACAACUGGAACCAGGUGGCCCGCACAGUGGACCGUCUCUGCCUGUUUGUGGUGACGCCCGUCAUGGUGGUGGGCACAGCCUGGAUCUUCCUGCAGGGUGUCUACAACCAGCCCCCGCCCCAGCCUUUCCCUGGGGACCCCUUCUCCUAUGAUGAACAGGACAGGCGCUUCAUCUAGAGCAGGCAUGAGUAAAACAGUCAGGCAGACGGCGGUCUGAGAAUUGCAAUUAGUUUCUGCCCUUGAGCUUGUGCCUAUCUGGGGCUGUGCGGCUGGGCUGAGGUCAUGGGAAGAAGAUCUCCCUCCCAGGAGCAAUUCCUUUCUAAAUAAAGGAGAGAGACACUUGA